UCCAUGCGGGGUGUGAGGAAGCAUUUAGGCUUCGCUGCAACCUUGCGCCGGUUCUUCCAUUAAUGCAAAAAAUCCAAGGCUGGAAGCGUGUAGACGCACUUCUGCACGAGACCAUCUUCCGCGGCUUGGCUCAGUCGAAGCGAGGAGAUUGGACAUUAAAUCUCAGCGGGACGAUGUCCAAAACUAUUGACAGGAUGCGUCUGAUAUCGGAUCAGAUUGCAGCUGAUCCAACUGUACAUUACCGACCGAGGAGGGGUUUACUGUGGGAUCAUAAUCAUACUUUUGAACUUGAAACUACCGCAUCAUAUUUUCCUCCAACCCCACCAGUAUUUGAACUUCCUCAUGAAUACUUACCCCCGCACCCCAACCAAAAUCCGAACGCGCUACCAAGUUAUUCUAAUAAUGAUUUGUUCAAUCUACCUAACAGUUAUAGGCAGUGAUAUAAUGCUCCUGUCGCAAGGUGCCUGCAGGAUCUGUAAUUUCGUGCGGUUGAAUGCGAUCCUCCAACAUGGGACGUUGUGCACUCUACUGAACAAUAUUCCCCCAUUGAUUACGGAAUCUUCGAGUCAAGACUAUACAUGGGCCUUCUUUUGCAGAUUUGUCCCCCUCGGUGCUUUGUUUGACUCGCCUUGUCGAGGACCUCUACCGAUGAUUCAACUAAGCAGUGAUCGUGCUCACCUCGUUGAAAAGCUUGAAGCGGACUUCGUCGAGAACCCUAGUAAUAUCAAUGCUAUGUCAUGGCUUCACGGACCUUCCGGCACAGGAAAAUCUGUCAUUGCAUACACUCUUGCUAGUCGUUGCAGACAGAAGAAUAGAUUAGCAGGUAGCUUUUUUUUCUCUCGCAGGCACGCGAACUGCAGAAGCGCGCGUUCUCUUGUAUUCGCGCUUGCGUAUCAACUCGGGCUGUCUCAGCCGCAGGCGAAGGAGAAAAUAAUUGAAGCCCUAGACAACGAUCCUGGUAUAAUUUCUCCUUCUCGAGAUUUGCGCGAGCAAUUUGCUCGGCUUCUCAUUGAACCUCUAGAGGCAGUCGAUUGGCGCCCUUCUUCGAGGGUGUUCGUAUUCGUCAUUGAUGCUAUAGAUCAAUGUCAAGACCAAAUGCCCGAACUCAUCUCACUCCUCACUCGACUUCUCUCCCAUAUGAUUGAUGUGGGCCUUCGCAUCUUCUUCACAAGCCGUGACCAUGUAGGAGUCUUGAUCAAGCGCCACCUCCCUCCAAUGAGUUCGGACAUUGCUCUGGACCGUACUGUCAUUACUGGGGACGUUAGAUUAUUCUUUCGCCAAUCUUUCGAUAAGAUACACAAACGUCAUCGUCUUCAAUGUCGCAAGCCGUGGCCACCGGAAGAGGUGCUUGGCCGUCUAGCGGAUAGAGUGGGACCCUACUUCAUUACAGGAUCCAUCAUCGUAAAAUUCGUUGAAAGCCUUGACCACGACCCCACAGAUAGGAUGGAUCUCAUUGAUCAUAUUCCUCUCGACCCCUCAUCGCCUUCAGAGACAUCGAUAGAUGACUUCUACAAAUACAUCAUAUCCACAGCCGACGACGUGGAACAAGCAUACCUUCAUCUUACGAUUGUUGUGAAUCUUGCUGGCAUGCUGUCGUUUUCGCAACUAGAUGACCUUCUUAACCGAGGGUCCAACCAGAAGUUUGACAUGCAUUCCGCUCUGUCUCAAUUGUCACCUCUGGUUCACAUUCCGGAUGGUCACGAUAGUGCUGUGCAAGUCUGUCACGAAUCCCUUUGCGAUUUCCUGUCCAAUCCUCUGCGCUGCGGAAAGCAGUUCACUUCCAAAGCCCUGGUUCAUCGUCUGCUGGCUUACUCCUCCUUGAGUGUCAUGAUAGAGGAGUUACCGAAUAACAGUGAUCUCUGCUCGCGUUUAUCUCGAUUAGCGACGGAAAGUGGCUCCGUGUCGCUCUGUGCCUUUGACAAUGCGGAAGUUCUGUCAUUUGCGAUGUAUUCACCGCCAGAGCCUCUGCCAUUUUUGUCUAUGCUUUGGCAUAUCAUGCAACACCAGUAUAUGGGACUUCAGGUUGAUUCUCGCACAAAAUUAGCUCUGCUAUAUUUCUGCCGUACCUGGCAGAUUUUGCAGCACAUCGACUUAUCCGCGGUUGGCACCCUGCCCGCUUUCCGCUUCCUAGCGAACAUUCAAUCCCUACCUGUACUCCUGGCCUUUCCAAUAUUUCUGGCAUUUGAAUCUCCCAGAAGUGGCCAAACUCUGGGCCCGUCGACCUUGGAGUACGACCCUCGCAUGGAAACCUUGGAUGCAGUGGUCAAAAUCGUGACCGAUGUGUAUGCUCUCAAGGAUCAACGCAAAACGGGCUCGAGUGCACUCGACUAUGCUUGUUCUCACUGGGCGUAUCACCUUUCUUUGGCGGAGUGGGAUGAUGACCUCCGCUCCGUCGUGACUGUCUUCAUGAGACGGAAGCUCCAGCAGUGGCUUGUGAAAGCAUGGUGCCUCCAGGAUUUGGAGACCUGCCUUCGGACGUUGUGCGAGGUUCAGGAGCUUUGUUUAGCAGCUAACCCGCCUAUUCACUUUGAUCCUGAUGCGCAACGUACUGAUGCGAAUACGAAGGCUGAGCAUGAGGCUGAAAAAGCUGAGGUGGCUAGGCAGAGUAUAAAAGGGACGACAGAGGAUGUUCAGAUACUUUUUAACAUCGGCGCUGGUUCAAGUUCUUGGCGAUCUAGCGCACCCCGCUCCGCAGUUGAUCGCCUGAGCUUGGAUGCCGGUCCGUCUCCCAAAGUACUUGGUAGCAUUCUAGGAAGACCCCAGGCAUCCAUCGACAUUCCAGACAUUGCCAGUCCAGGGUCUGGAAUCUUUCCCUUUGCUCAGAGUUAUGAAUACGACACCAGACAUCUCUCACUAUUUCCUAUCGCGGAAUCAUCCAGCUCCAUACAGCCAUCGGAGCAACUAUCACCUUUAGACAUAUUAUAUCCGCGGACUUCAUCUCCCCUCUUUACUUGCCUGUGGCUAGCUGACUACACAUGCUGCGGACGUCUCGCGACACUGGAGGACCUCAAGAAGCAUGUUAAAACUGUCCAUCUUCCUGUACUACAGCAAGAUGUGCUCAUUAAAUGUCGCUGGGAAGGUUGUAAUAAUCACAACUCUAUGCAGUGCCACUCCAUAUGGCGCCAUAUCCAGGAAACCCAUUUGGGGCGUCGGAGGGUCUCGAGAAUCGGAGAGGCUCAGACUAGGAACGACGAACGAGAACGAAGACUUGGGAUUGGGUCAAAAGACUACAUGGUCAGACGUUAGCUUGAGCCUGUGGUUAAGCCAGUCAUUUUUACACUCAAUAUAUAUAUAAAUUGUACCCUGUAUUGUUUUGAACGAAAACAGAGAACUGAGUUAGG
Molecule: messenger RNA, 3341 nt
Organism: Suillus subalutaceus
Lineage: Eukaryota; Fungi; Basidiomycota; Agaricomycetes; Boletales; Suillaceae
Exons: 6
Coding region: 343-3246 (967 amino acids)
Source: RefSeq, a predicted model, not a curated record